AUGUCUGGAGCAAACGUUUCUGUUCUCCAGUGUGAAGCCGGCGCUGGACAGGAAGACCAAGGCCGUCCGGCUUAUGCCCUACUCGGAAAAGGUCGCACCAAUGCGGAAAUGCGCAUCCAGUCGUCCGUUCCGCAAUCAGGGAUACCGCCUGUCGGUGGAGGCUGUGACAUGGCUAGUCAUCUGCCAGAACAGACGCGGGCCGGACCUGGUGUUGCCAAGGAUCCCAGUGGCCGUCGUGCCGCCAGGCCAACCUUGACGUUGGAGAAGAAGCAGAAGAAUGCCCACGUUGCCUGGUUCAUGCUGAGCGCGCCGUCAUGGACUGACACCGCAGCUGCCGCAUAUCCAAGUGACGCCAUAUCCGCACAACCAGAUGACCAUGGUACAGACAAUCUCGGCAAAACCAUCAUGGGCAUGGCCCUCCCUGUGCAGUAA
Messenger RNA from Exserohilum turcica Et28A, 432 nucleotides. RefSeq lists its product as uncharacterized. The record is from RefSeq and is a predicted model, not a curated record. The transcript is spliced from 3 exons. The coding region runs from base 1 to 432 and encodes 143 amino acids. NCBI's taxonomy places the organism in Eukaryota, Fungi, Ascomycota, Dothideomycetes, Pleosporales, Pleosporaceae.